UUGUCCUCUCCAUGCUGCGGUGGAGCCUCAGUCCGCAGAAAUGCUUGGCUGUGGGCAGGUGGCCUCUGUGACGGAGCUCCCAGACCGCACCUCCCCAGGGACAGACUCCAGCAGCAGCAGGGACAGAGGCAGGACUGCACGGGGCACAGAGGAGAAGGGAGAAGGGGCAUGGGACAGGUUAGGCAGUGACUAUACCGCUGGGCCGGGAGGAUUUUGAGCAGCAUGGCCCGGGAAAAACUGCCCAAGAGCCUGGUGCUCAAGAUCUGCCUGCUGGUCGCCGCGCUCUGCUUCUGCGUCUGCAUCCAGGUCUACCUGGAGCCUGUGAGGUGGGCCCGGCCCCUCCUCUCCUCGGGACGACCUGCACGAGGCAGCCGGCUUCCCCCGGCGCCGGGUCAGCUGAGCCACAUGGGCAGGGGGACCCCCACGGUCAGUGCUGGAGGAGGAGAGAGAGGAGGCUCCUCAGAGCCGAAAGGAGGCGACGCGGCAACGAAGAGACAGGUGACCUACGUGAGGGCGCUGAAGAGGGACGCCGAGGCGGUGAGAGAAGCAGGGGGCGGCGGUGACAGGGUCACCAGCUGCUGCCCCCUUCCCCAUCCCCACAAAAAGGUCCCACGCUGGCACAUUGACCUGCAGCCCUGGGCAACUCCCAGCCACUCCUUGGAGGAUGAAGCCAUUCGGUUCCUCAAAUACAUACAGACACCUCAAAUGUCCUGUGACACCGCGCUGGGGCCGGCUCCCCCCGGGAGCCCUCGGGAGCAGGGGGGGCCCUGGCUGGUGUGUCUGGAUGACAGAUUCAGCCUGGUCCACCGCAUCAGGAGCAAGCAGUGUCGCGUCUACUCUCUGGGGCUGGGAAUGGAGGACAAGCAGCUCGAGGGCAGCCUGGCAAAGGCUGGAUGCGAGGUUCACUGCUUCGACCCCAGCAUCAAACAGGCCCACCUGCAGGACUCAGACAUGUGGCACCACCGCCUCUCUGUGGACUGGAGGGACCCCAACCCUGCCAUCCCCGCCCAGCAGCAGCACAGCAACACCAAGAAGCUGGCCACCAUCUUGAACGACUUUGGCCACAGGAAGAUCGACGUGCUAAAGGCCGACAUGGAGAGCGCGGAGUGGAAGAUCUUGGAAAACCUGAUCUUGGAGGACGUGCUGGAGGACAUCGGGCAGCUGCUGCUGGAGGUACACUUGCACUGGCCUGGGUUCGAAGUGAAUGGGGAUGACAGCACAGUGGUGCGCUACUGGUACAGCCUGCUGAGAGAGCUGGAGCGUCACCACUUCCACCUGUUCUACAGCCACAGUGACAUCAGCAAACCCCGCCUCUUCCUGCACAGGAACCUCUUCAAUGCCAGCAGCAGCUACACUCUAGGCUGGGUCAACACCAGAUGGAGGCCAUAGUAAAGACACUGACCGAGCAGUGUGUCUGGAGCAUGAUGGGAGAUGUAGUUUGCAUAGACUGCUUAAAAAUCAAAAGCUAACUGCUCAAAUUGUGAAUUCUAUACUAGUAUACACUUAUGAGGUCUGCAGGAAAAGGGAAAAAAAGCCUCCACCUCAUUGAAGCUUUAAGUGGAAAAAUGUUUGGAUGUAAAUUAUCCAGUUAAAAGGAGCUGUCCCCAUGCCCUUGUGUGGGUUGAACAAUGUGCCAGCAGCCAAACUUUAGGACUCUUUCUGGAAAUCAUUUCGAAUAAUGGGAUUAGGACAGAAACAUUUGUUUGAGCAUGCUUCGUUUGCCAUGGAGAUUAUCCAGGAGGCUAUAUGGAACAUUUCUUCGGAGGCAGGGAGAUCUCUCUGUGAAAUUAAGAUACUGACUCACCCCUCUGUUGGAGGGGCCAAGCUUCCCAGAGUAGCUGCAGGCUAGCCCUGUUUUUAAAACCACAGCGAGAUGCACCAAAGUCAAGAAACACGACGACUCGUUUAACCAAACAUUUUUCACAUUGCUUUAAAACGUGAUGCUGCUCCGACAGCAGAUUUUAUAACUACCGUGUAGUUGAAGGAAAUUUCUGAAAUUGCUGGGAGGAUUGUGGAUUGUUUAUUAUAGAUCCUACACAAGGACACUCCUGUCAGUCUGAUUAGGGCACAUUGAAGAUGUGGAGAGAAAAAAAA
Megalops cyprinoides (Indo-Pacific tarpon) is the source of this 2094-nucleotide messenger RNA. RefSeq names its product methyltransferase like 24 (gene mettl24). The coding region runs from base 223 to 1389 and encodes 388 amino acids. NCBI's taxonomy places the organism in Eukaryota, Metazoa, Chordata, Actinopteri, Elopiformes, Megalopidae. The record is from RefSeq and is a predicted model, not a curated record. The transcript has 5 exons.